AUGAAAGUCGAAACUAUGAUUGCAUAUGCUACAAAGAAGGGAACUGCUAAGAUGGUUGCAGAUCGAUUUGCAGAGAUUCUUCACUUCCCAGUUUGCUCGAUUUCAGAUAUUAAGCCUUCGGAUCUUCAGCAAUAUAAAAAUUUGAUAUUAAUCAUAUCAAAUUAUGGAAAGGGCGAGGGACCUAAGACAUGUAAAGACUUCUUUGAGGACUUUGAAAAGAUUGAGAAUCCAGAAUUUUACAAAGGAGUCCAAUAUGCGGUUUUUGGUUGCGGGUCUUCAAAGAGAGCUCCAUAUUAUCUAGCUUUCACAAAACAUGUCGAGAAUAAGAUGGCAGAAUUGGGUGCUACAAAGAUUCAUACUCUUGGCGAGCUUGAUGACAAGAAUCCAGAUAAGAGUUCAAUAGAAACAUGGCUAUUACAACUCAGAUUUGAGUAG
Molecule: messenger RNA, 435 nt
Organism: Trichomonas vaginalis G3
Lineage: Eukaryota; Parabasalia; Trichomonadida; Trichomonadidae
Product: pyruvate-flavodoxin oxidoreductase family
Exons: 1
Coding region: 1-435 (144 amino acids)
Cellular component (GO): cytosol
Molecular function (GO): sulfite reductase (NADPH) activity; FMN binding; flavin adenine dinucleotide binding
Source: RefSeq, a predicted model, not a curated record